AUGGACAGCCCCUGGAACCGCAGCGACGGCGCGGAGGGCGCACCGCUGCCCUGUGACGAGCGCCUCUGCUCGCCCUUUCCCCUGGGGGCGCUGGUGCCGGUGACCGCCGUGUGCCUCGGUCUGUUCGCCGUCGGGGUGAGCGGCAACGUGGUGACGGUGCUGCUGAUCGGGCGCUACCGGGACAUGCGGACCACCACCAACCUGUACCUGGGCAGCAUGGCCGUGUCCGACCUGCUCAUCCUGCUCGGGCUCCCCUUCGACCUGUACCGCCUCUGGCGCUCGCGGCCCUGGGUGUUCGGGCAGCUGCUCUGCCGCCUCUCGCUCUACGUGGGCGAAGGCUGCACCUACGCCACGCUGCUGCACAUGACGGCGCUCAGCGUCGAGCGCUACCUCGCCAUCUGCCGCCCGCUCCGCGCCCGCGUCCUAGUCACCCGGCGCCGCGUCCGCGCACUCAUCGCGGCGCUCUGGACAGUGGCGCUGCUCUCCGCAGGGCCCUUCUUCUUUCUGGUGGGCGUCGAGCAGGACCCCGGCAUCGACGCCGUCCCGGACCUUAACGGCAGCGCGCCGCUCAUCCCCUCGCCCCGCACCUGGCCACCGCCGUCGCCCCUCGGGGCCUCGCUGGCGCCACCGCUGUCCCCGCCGUCGGGGCCCGAGGCCGCGGAGGUCGCGGCCGCCGCGGCGCUGUUCAGUCGCGAGUGCCGGCCGAGCCCGUCUCAGAUGGGCGCGCUGCGCGUCAUGCUGUGGGUCACCACCGCCUACUUCUUCCUGCCCUUUCUGUGCCUCAGCGUCCUCUACGGGCUCAUCGGGCGGGAGCUGUGGAGGAGCCGGGGCCCGCUGCGAGGCCCAGCCGCCUCCGGGCGCGAGAAGGGCCACCGGCAGACGGUCCGCGUCCUGCUGGUGGUGGUUCUGGCAUUUGUAGUUUGCUGGUUGCCUUUUCACGUGGGCAGGAUCAUUUACAUAAAUACGGAAGAUUCUCGGAUGAUGAACUUCUCUCAGUACUUUAACAUUGUUGCUUUGCAACUUUUCUAUCUGAGUGCAUCCAUCAACCCGAUCCUCUACAACCUCAUUUCAAAGAAGUACAGAGCAGCGGCCUGGAAACUGCUGCUGGCCAGACAGUCCAGACAGAGAAGUUUCUGCAGAAGCAGGGACAUGGAGGGGGACACAGGAGGAGAUACUGCUGGCUACACGGAGCCGAGCACCAAAGUACAGACGUCAUCGACCAGCAUGGCCAAGCAAGUGGCUUCCUCCCCCAACGCGGGGACUUCAGGGAAAACAGGUCUGUAG
Molecule: messenger RNA, 1284 nt
Organism: Odobenus rosmarus divergens (Pacific walrus)
Lineage: Eukaryota; Metazoa; Chordata; Mammalia; Carnivora; Odobenidae
Gene: MLNR
Product: motilin receptor
Exons: 2
Coding region: 1-1284 (427 amino acids)
Biological process (GO): G protein-coupled receptor signaling pathway
Cellular component (GO): plasma membrane
Molecular function (GO): G protein-coupled peptide receptor activity
Source: RefSeq, a predicted model, not a curated record